AUGAGUGCCCCAACAACAAGCUGCAGGAACCAUCAGGUGGAACCUCACGGCCAUGAUGAUGAUCAUCAUCAAAAUCAUCAUCAUCGCCAUGACCACCACCAUGGCCAUGAUGUCUUUGCUGACAAAUCCCACUGCUACGAUACUCCCGAGCAUGAGUUGCGCGUCCAGGGCAUUGCUGCUGCGAUUGUCAAACACGCACCCAACAGCCUCAACAAGAACACCAAGCUGAUGGAUUUUGGUGCCGGAACGGGUCUCUUAACCAAGUAUCUGGCGCCUCAUGUGGGUCACGUCACCGCCGUGGACGUCUCUCCUUCCAUGCUGGAACAAUUCCGAUCCAAGGCGUUUGCAAAACAAUUUGCCAAAUGCACGGCACCAGGCGGCUUUCUUGCUCUGGCGGAUCUAGACAGAACAAAGGGCGACUUUCGCCAUAAUCACCACCACCAGGAAGGAGGAAUGGUCCAUCGUGGCAUUGAGCGAUCGGAGCUCGAGGCGUAUGCCUCUCAAGCUGGAUUUGUGGGUAUAUCCUUCCAUACUGUAGCUGUCGACGAGGAAAAGGACGGAGACUACCCAAUCUUUCUCAUGACUGCCAAAAAGUCAACUUAG
Messenger RNA from Seminavis robusta, 603 nucleotides. The record is from the annotation of a GenBank genome assembly. Lineage: Eukaryota; Bacillariophyta; Bacillariophyceae; Naviculales; Naviculaceae.